UUACGGAUUAUGUUGGUACUUUGUACUUACUACCUCACAAGUUUCCAAUGCCUUAGUUCAGGAUUAGUGUUCUUCAGAGAUUCGAGAAACAUGUUUGACCAUUUUCAUAUGUCUUAGUUGUAUUCUCAUCAUGUUUAGUGAUCAAUACUGUUUUUGAACAGUUAGAAACAGAGUCCAAAUUGACGGUUCAACUGUUUUUGAUAGCUUAACCUUCUCAACUAAGCCUCAUCCCGAAGCUCCAAGAUGAUGAAGUCGGGGCAUUGAAGGCUAUUGGAAAGAAAUUGGAGGUAAAAGACUGGGACUUCAGUGAAGAUCCCUGCAGCGGAAAAGGGAGUUGGAUCUCCAGAGUCUCCACUAAUUUAUCCACCUAUGGAGAGCAGUCUCACUUGCGAGUGCUCACCCAACUCAUCGUGUCACAUAAUCAAAAUCGUUUUGACAUCACAGAACUUACCAGGCAUUAUCCCCCCAGAGAUAUCUAAGCUGCAUCACCUUAAAUUUCUGAAGCUAGAGGGAAAUAAGUUUUCAGGCAGGAUUCCUCCCCAAAUGGGCAACUUGGUUAAUUUAGAGGAACUAUAUCUUUCGUCGAACUUUUUCAAUGGCAAUUUGCCCGAACAACUCGGGUUGCUUACGAAGCUGCAGUCAAUUAGACUUAAUGACAACAACUUCACUGGAAGAUUGCACGUUGGAAAUUGGAGGCAACUGAUAAAAUUGCAAAUGUAUGGUACCGGAUUGGAGGGUCCACUACCGUCUAGUCUUUCGGCCCUGACUAGCUUGUCUUAUCUUCAGAUUAGCGACUUAGGCGGAGAAUUGUCUCCCUUCCCUCCACUGAAGGAUUUGGAGUCUCUCAAGAUACUGGAAUUGAGGAGAUGCAACAUAAACGGGCAACUUCCAGAGUAUAUCGGUAAUAUGAAGAACCUAAAAACACUUGACCUCAGUUUUAAUUUCUUGACUGGCAAGAUUCCUUUGUCAUUCGCCAAUCUGAAGUCAGCUGAUUUCGUUUUCUUGACAGGGAACAAGUUGACAGGGGGAAUUCCAACUGAGUUCAUCGAAAGAAACAGAAAUUUAGAUUUAUGUUACAACAACUUUACUCUUCAAAGUUCAAUUCCUAAUGGGGAUUGCGACCAAGUCAAUAAUUUGAAUUUGGUGGAGAGCUUCUUCACGUCGAAUCAAUCAGUCGAGGGCUUCUCUUGUUAUUUAAAAAACUUCCCCUGCUUAGUGCCUAAAAGGGAAUAUAUAUAUAUAAGUUAUACAUAAACUGCGGGGGAGAUGAAGUAAAGGUGGACAACGAAAAGACAUUCGAAGGUAACCUAAAGGGCUAAGGAGCUUCUACUUUUAUCUAUGGCGCUGAGAAACGCUGGGCCUUUAGCAGCACCGGACGUUUUGUGGACGAUGUUAUAGAAGUGGAAGACUAUACGACAUCUAACACUUCUAGACUAUCAGUUAAUACAUCAUCUCCCAGUUUUUCACUUUACAAGACAGCUAGGUUAUCUCCUCUCGCGUUGAACUACUAUGCACUCUGUAUUGGUAAUGGAAAUUAUACUUUGAGUCUCCAUUUUUCUGAGAUAAUCUUUACCGACAACGACGCUGGCAAGCGUGUGUUCGAUAUCUAUGUUCAGGAGAGGUUAGUGUUUAAAGAUUUCAACAUCAAAAAAGCAGCUGGUGGAUCAGGUAAGGCCAUCAUAAAGACGGUUGUGGUAAAUGUAACCGAGCACAACCUUAAGAUUAGCUUGAGGUGGGCAGGCAAAGGGACAACAAUUUUUCCAAUUUCAGGAGUUUAUGGCCCUAUGAUCUCAGCUAUAUCUGUGGAACCCAAUUUUAAACCUCCGGUGUAUCAUGACAAGAGGAUUUCCCCAGGGAUAAUCUUUGCAGUGAUAGUCUUCUUUUCGCUUAUUAUAGCGAUUUUGGUCUGGAAAAGAAGAGGGCCCUGCUUGUUUGGCUGUUCGCUGGAUAUGCUGUCGCUAGCGAUUAUAGCCACAGUCACUAGAAAUUGUAGUUGAGUCCUUAAUAACAUUUAGCAACGAAGAAACAAUAUUUAUCUCUCUCUCUCUCUCUCUCUUUUUUUCUCCUUCCAAUGUACUUUAUUAAUCAGAAUCACUGUUCACAGAAAACUAGGAAAGGAAUGAUAUAUAUGAAAUGUGGAGUAAGACUAGUAGUAGCUUUUUUUGCUAAUAAGUCAGCACAAGAAUUCUGCUCUUGAUGUCGAAAGGUGAAUUUUAUAGAAGUAAACAUAGCAGUAAAAACUCCAUAUUGUAGUCAGGUAAUGUCGCAAGUGUGGGUUAGAGACAUUAUCAUUGAUUUGUGGGAUGAUGUUGAUGUUGUCUUCAAACUCAAUCAUUUGAUAACCCAAUGCCCAAGUUGAUUGCAUUGCCAAAAUUAAGGUUGUUCAUUCCGCCUCCUCAAUGGUUGAGCGUCCUUGGAAUAUCAAGCAGAAUUCUUGUGCUGACUUAUUACUAGCAAAAAAAGCUACUACUAGUCUUACUCCACAUUUCAUAUAUAUCAUUCCUUUCCUAGUUUUCUGUGUGAACAGUUGUAAACAAUGAUUCUGAUUAAUAAAGUACAUUGGAAGGAGAAAAAAAAAGCGAGAGAGAGAGAGAUAAAUAUUGUUUCUUCGUUGCUAAAUGUUACGGAAGAGACAUCAAUGGGCAAAACAUAAUCUCAAGUAUUUUCUUUGAUUUGCCAUCUCUUUUUGAAUGAAGUUGAUCACACAUUUUUUUAAAAAGAAGAAGAGUAAACCAAUGAAUAAUGGAGAAGAGGUGCACAAAAAAAAAAAAGAAUAAUGGAGAAAGAGUCAAAAGAGUGGGAAGACUGUAGCUUGUCUAGAGUGUUUGGAGUUAAAGGGUCUAAGUAUAAAUAAAUUAAA
This is a messenger RNA of Camelina sativa (false flax), 2860 nucleotides long. Lineage: Eukaryota; Viridiplantae; Streptophyta; Magnoliopsida; Brassicales; Brassicaceae. The record is from RefSeq and is a predicted model, not a curated record.